Salvia splendens (bonfire salvia) is the source of this 3550-nucleotide messenger RNA. Its product is annotated as DEAD-box ATP-dependent RNA helicase 42. NCBI's taxonomy places the organism in Eukaryota, Viridiplantae, Streptophyta, Magnoliopsida, Lamiales, Lamiaceae. The transcript has 4 exons. Bases 1400 to 3043 code for a protein of 547 amino acids. The record is from RefSeq and is a predicted model, not a curated record.
GUAGGCUUUUUGUAUUUGUUUUCCUUUUCCUGAUUUUUUCUCAUUUCGCGUUGUAUUCCCCAACACCAAAAUAAACCUCUGUCCCUCCCAUCUUUUCCUUCCACGCACAGCACACACAUUCUCAGCCAGCAUCGCUGUUUCCCCAUAUUUAUUCAUCCAGGGAAGAGGCAAUUUAUUGCUCCUUUGAUUCAUUCAUACUGUUUUUUCCGUUAAUUUUUCUUUAAUAAAACUGGGAUCUUGUCCCUAUCAACAAAUGCUCGUUGCGAGCGAGGUAAUAGUAUGGAUUAAAGUUGAAUUAGAUGUGAUACUUUUGAUUUAAACUUGAGAGGUUUUCGAUUGAACUGAGUCCUGUUGAAAAUUGAUUUUAUAAUUUUACUUCUGGUUCUGGACAUUUAAAGGUUUUUUAAAAUUGGAUGGAGCAUUAGAAUAAUUUCGUGAUCCGAUUCUUCAUUCCAAAGCGAAUUCAAUCUUUUCUCGCCGCUUUGCUGGAAAGUGCUGAAUUUUGGCCCCUUUUUAUUCCUUUUCCGCGAUGGAACCGAAAAUUCACUUUGAUUAGUUGAAUUGGAAUUUUCCUUUUUGCACUUUCGGAUUUAGGGUUCUCGGCACUUGCGUGAUUGGUUUUGUUUUGUUGGAUAUUAUCUAGGGUUUUCGAAUCUGAUCUUGGUAAGGAGGCGGAUUUGCAGUUGGAAUUGUGGUUUUGAUCAGCAAAUUGGGAACUUUCGGGGAUUCAGUUACAAAUCCUGAGGUCUUGGGGCACUUGUGAGGCGACAUCAACUUAGUCGGUUUCAAAGCUGAUGGGAGUUGGCUUUGAUCGUAAGGAGCGUAAGAAUCCCCGUUUUGAGUGUCGAGGAGGCCAAGGUGAUGAUCAUCAAGUGUCAUUCGCCUAGUAGACCUGUCCUAAGAUCCUCAAUCAGGAAGCAAUAGUCGUUUCACGAGAUGCCCUUUGGAUUAACAUAGUGUAGUUGCAGAAGCUUUUACUGCAAGAGCUAUAGAUAUCAGCACUUGGUAUAUCUUGAUCAGUUGCCAACUGUACUCAGUUAAUACCUAGCCUGCUAUUGGAGUUGAGUUUGGAGUUUUUUGUGUUGUACAAAAUUUCUUGUGUUUGUAUAUUGAAGAAUUUAUUCAGUUGAAGUUGGAGUCCGUCUGUUCGGUUUCUUGGACUUGGUCACUCGGGUGUAAAGCUUGAGCUAGCAAGAGGGUGAUUAGGGUAUAAGGAUCAGUACAAGCAGAAAUAGAUGGUAGAGUACUGAAGCUGGAAGUCAAUGUGGGGUCAUGGUGCAUGGACGGAGAUUUAAUCACUGGUCUGUUCCCGCUUUGGAACUCUGCUAUUCUAGAAAAGUAAUCCAAGAACAUUGUUUUCUUGAUUGUAGUUAUUUCAUUUCGACGGGUAAAGUGUGCAAUGUCUCGCUGCUUUCCAUUUCCACCACCGGGAUAUGAAAGAAAGCACAUCCCCGAUGACUUGGACUUAUUAAAAGAGGCGAAGCGCAAAGAAAAAAAGCACAAAAAGGAGAAAAAGGAUAAGGAAAGAAAGAAAGCUAAAGAGAGAGAUGGAAGUGAUGAGAAAAAACAUAGGGACAAGAAAGACCGAAAAGAAAAACAUAAGGAAAAGAAGAAAAAGAAGGAAAAGCAAAGAGACAAAAAGAAGGAUAAGGAGGGUUGUGGCAAAGACAAGGACAAAAGCAGCAUAUCCGAAGAGUCUACAGUUGCAGGGAAACUUGAGGAUAGAAGUGGAGGGAAGCUUCAGCCAAAAGUACACAACAAAGAUAGAAGUGGUUUUGGGAAUGAAGCAAGAGGUUCUAGUCCGUUUCAGGGUCAAAAUGGUGGGAAGCCUUCACAAAGCUUUUUGUCUUCCCAGUUCAAUGCGGAAUCAAAAUUCAUUCAGGAACUGGACAGGAGGAUCAGGGAUGAUCAAAGGAGUGGUGGGAGCCAGUUACCUGAGAGAGUUGCUGUUCUGGACAAUAAAGAUCAAGAGGUGGUAUUAAGAGGUGCCAUCAGAAACUCUUCAGGACUGCUGGUAGCGGAAAAGGGUGAUAAUAAAAAUAAGAGAACUGAGAAACAAAAUGACGCUCAAGGGGUGAAAAAUGAUUUUGGUGGAAGUAAAAUGAUGCAGAGCCCUAUGCCAAAUCCCAAAGCUAAAGUUGAAGGGGUUCUGAAAACAGUGGAAGAACAGAAUGGGAGGAGGUGGGAAGACAGGGAGAAAUUUAAGGAAACAGGUGUUGUUAAGCAGAAAGAUAGGAUUAAGGAAAGCCCCUUGAAGGAAAAUGACAAGGACAAAGAGAAGAAAAAAGAAGAGAAUGCAAAGAUUAGAAAAGGGGUUAAGAAUAGCAGUCAGAACCUGAUUAAAAAUGAUGGGAGUAAUGAUCCCGGCAGCAUUACUGGUAAACAUAGCGUGGACCUGUUGAAGGAAACCUACAGUAAUGCUGGUAAUGAAGGAAAUUUCAGGAAAAGAAAAGAUGAAAAUACAAAUGGUUUCCUCCAUGAGAGUGAUAUCAGGCCAAAUAAAAUUCAAAGACUUGCUCCUCACCAGUUGACAGAAAACGGAAGGAAACUCGAUCCUUUCCAGACUCCCAUGAAACCUUCUCAUAAUAAUCACAUUAUCCCUAAUAAUGCUAGAGUGGAUAAUCUCGAGAGGUUGAUGAAUGGCUUCACCGGAGCCCAUAAACCGUCGCCAGAGAAGCCAAAAUCUUCUGCAGUAGUAGCUAUGAUCAGCAACCAGAUUGCUGAAGCUUCAAAGGUACCUGGUCAUGAUCCCCCUUCUGUGAACAAGGCCCUGAAGGUGCCGAAGAUUGAUGACCUAAUAGCUGAAGCAUCAAGAAGGCCUCCCCAUCCUGAUGCCAAGUACCUGGCCGAGGUACUAACAGUACCCAAGGUGGAGGACUGGUGUGAACCUGACCACCAGGACUGGCUGUUCACCGAGAAAGGUCAUGCUGGUAUGCGUAAGGUGGAACAAGUCAGUGACAAGGACGACCAGCACGUUUGGUCAGAAGCUGUACAUAUUGAGUCAGCAGAUAUUUAUGCUCUGCCUUACGUGAUCCCUUACUGAUUUCUGGUCCAGUUGCUACCUUCUGCUGUCUUAUGGCCUGAAUGCUGAUCACCAACGAGAGCUGGCUUAUCUAGUUGGCCGUUUUGCUGUUGCACAGGCCUAAAUCUUGCAUGUGUCUAUACUGAUGACCAUGAGCUGGCAGUGUGGUGUCUCUGUUAAAGAUCGGGUGCAGCUUGGAGGUUAGGGCGGUUGUGAGACUGCCUAACCUAGUCCCUGAUCUACCCGUGACACGACCUUGGGAUUGAUUCGAGGUGCAACUCCAGCGUGCACGAGAGUUGUCACAGAGAGCUCUGCUAAUGUAUCCCUGGGUUUAUUGAGUGUAGCUCUAGAGUCGCAUCAUAACAAUUUUGGGUUGUAACAUAGAACUCUAAAUUUACAUCAAAAUGUAAGAUAGGGGGAAGGAGAGGGAUGGGGUUGGGUUAGUUCCAUUCAUUUGAUUAUAACUGAGAUGUAAUUGUUGUUCAUAGUCCCACUCGGCUUCUAUAUAAUAUGACUGGUGCUUUUACA